AGAGGAUCGCGUGUCUCUAUCGUCAUCUUCACCCAACUCCGUUCACAUUUGCUGAUCAGCGAGCGCAUCACUCGAUCAUCCAAUCUCACGAAGAAAGACCCCAACCACCACAAACAUGGCCAAGCCAAAGUCAAAACCAGUCGCCUCGCCCGCCGCCGGAGCGCAGGUAGAUGAGGCAUCGCAAACCUCGCAGACAUCGCAGCAGGCGCAGGUCGCGGAAACUUCGCCAGCGGAGAGAAUACUAGCGCUUCUCAUGCCCCCUCCCUGGGCGCGCCGCCUCAUCUUUGUCGCUCUCAUCUUCUACAUCACCCCGUUCCUGCUCACGCACUGGAUCGAGACGUCGGCCAAGUUGAUUAGGAUGAUACGGACGUUGACUGGCCAGAGGUAAUUGUUGAUUCAGUGGAUGAAGAGAUAUCGGGUUAGGUUGCUGGGGUUCAUGGAAGUGGGUUGGUGAGCUCUGGGGUCAGCA
Molecule: messenger RNA, 469 nt
Organism: Colletotrichum acutatum
Lineage: Eukaryota; Fungi; Ascomycota; Sordariomycetes; Glomerellales; Glomerellaceae
Exons: 2
Coding region: 116-388 (90 amino acids)
Source: RefSeq, a predicted model, not a curated record